AUGCCUGCGGCUAGAAUAGCUUAUCUUUUGCUCUUGAUCCUUGAAGCAACUACAGCGAAAGAACUCAAUCCAAUUACUAAAAAUAGCCUUAGAAGCUCUGAAAUUAACUCGAAACUGCUUAUCGACGAUUUUGAGGCAGUCAAUCAACUUAUGAAAAAUAGUCAUACCCUUCCAGAAAAUGACCAAAAUACACCUGAAGAGGGAUCAUGGUGGGAAAACGAAAGAUAUUUAACAGCUACUUGCACUAACGGUGCAAAUGAGUGUGUAACUUGUGCAGAUGGUACAACAUGUGAUACUUGCCUUUAUUCAGAUGCAAUACCUGAUGAUGCAGGUGGAUGCACAAAUUCGACUUUUGACCAUUGUGCAGUAGUUAAUAGCAUCGAUAAUGAAACUUGUGUUACGUGUGAAAAUGAAUUUACAAUUCACCGUAGCGGUGCAAGCUGUUGUGAUAAUAAAUGCAGUACUUGCGAUACCAAUUCAUCUGAUUGUACUGUAUGCAUAGACGAAAUACAUAUGUCAGUGGCUCCAGACUGCGAAUGUCCUGGUAACUCAACUUUCAAUGAAUCAGAUUGCGUUCCAGAUGACGGAUACUACUUCGAUACAAAUACUGUUACUGCCGAAUGCGAUUCUAAAUGUGAGACAUGUGAUACUACCAAUGGAACUUACUGCACAGCUUGUACAGAUAUAGCGCACAUGCUUGGGGAGCCUGAUUGCGAAUGUCCUGGGAACUCAACUUUUAAUGAAUCAGAUUGCGUUCCAGAUGACGGAUACUACUUCGAUACAAAUACUGCUACUGCCGAAUGCGGCUCUAAAUGCGAGACAUGUGAUACUAACAAUGGAACUUACUGCACAGCUUGUACAGAUACAACUCAUAUGCUUGGAGAGCCUGAUUGUGACUGUCCUGGUAACUCAACUUUCAAUGAAUCAGAUUGCGUUCCAGAUGACGGAUAUUACUUCAAUACAGAUACCACAUGUGCUGAUUGCGACUCUAAAUGUGAGACAUGUGAUACUACCAAUGGAACUUACUGCACAGCUUGUACAGAUACAACGCACAUGCUUGGAGAGCCUGAUUGCGAAUGUCCUGGGAACUCAACUUUUAAUGAAUCAGAUUGCGUUCCAGAUGACGGAUACUACUUCGAUACAAAUACUACAUGUGCUGAUUGCGACUCUAAAUGUGAGACAUGUGAUACUACCAAUGGAACUUACUGCACAGCUUGUGCAGAUACAACGCACAUGCUUGGAGAGCCUGAUUGCGAAUGUCCUGGGAACUCAACUUUUAAUGAAUCAGAUUGCGUUCCAGAUGACGGAUACUACUUCGAUACAAAUACUGCUACUGCCGAAUGCGACUCUAAAUGCGAGACAUGUGAUACUACCAAUGGAACUUACUGCACAGCUUGUACAGAUACAACUCAUAUGCUUGGAGAGCCUGAUUGUGACUGUCCUGGGAACUCAACUUUCAAUGAAUCAGAUUGCGUUCCAGAUGACGGAUAUUACUUCAAUACAGAUACCACAUGUGCUGAUUGCGACUCUAAAUGUGAGACAUGUGAUACUACCAAUGGAACUUACUGCACAGCUUGUGCGGAUACAACUCAUAUGCUUGGAGAACCUAAUUGUGAAUGUCCUGGCAAUUCAACUUUCAAUGAAUCAGAUUGCGUUCCAGAUGACGGAUACUACUUCGAUACAAAUACUGCUACUGCCGAAUGCGACUCUAAAUGUGAGACAUGUGAUACUACCAAUGGAACUUACUGCACAGCUUGUGCAGAUACAACUCAUAUGCUUGGAGAGCCUGAUUGUGACUGUCCUGGGAACUCAACUUUCAAUGAAUCAGAUUGCGUUCCAGAUGACGGAUACUACUUCGAUACAAAUACUGCUACUGCCGAAUGCGACUCUAAAUGUGAGACAUGUGAUACUAACAAUGGAACUUACUGCACAGCUUGUACAGAUACAACGCACAUGCUAGGAGAGCCUGACUGCGCUUGCCCGAGUAAUUCAACUUUCAAUGAAUCAGAUUGCGUUCCAGAUGACGGAUACUACUUCGAUACAAAUACUGUUACUGCCGAAUGCGACUCUAAAUGUGAGACAUGUGAUACUACCAAUGGAACUUCCUGCACAGCUUGUACAGAUACAACUCAUAUGCUUGGAGAGCCUGAUUGCGAAUGUCCUGGCAACUCAACUUUUAAUGAAUCAGAUUGCGUUCCAGAUGACGGAUACUACUUCGAUUCAAAUACAACAUGUGCUGAUUGCGACUCUAAAUGUGAGACAUGUGAUACUACCAAUGGAACUUCCUGCACAGUUUGUGCAGAUACAACUCAUAUGCUUGGAGAGCCUGAUUGUGAAUGUCCUGGCAACUCAACUUUCAAUGAAUCAGAUUGCGUUCCAGAUGAUGGAUAUUACUUCAAUACAGAUACCACAUGUGCUGAAUGCGACCUACAAUGCGUUACAUGCGAUACCACUUCAGGCUCCAUCUGCACCUCUUGCUUAGAUACAACACAUAUGCUUGGAGUGCCAAACUGUGACUGCCCUCAGCAUUCUACACUUGAUAAUAAUACUGAUAAUUGCAUUCCAGACGAUGGAUAUUACUUCAGCUCAGAUACAACUUGCGCAGAAUGCGACUCACAAUGUGAAACAUGUGAUACAAUGUCAGCCUCUGCCUGCACUUCAUGUGUGGAUACAACACACAUGUCAGCCAUCCCUAACUGUGACUGUCCAGGCAACUCUACCCUUGAUAUUAAUACCGAUGAAUGUAUCCCUGACGACGGCUAUUACUUUGAUUCUAAUACCACCUGUGCUGAAUGCGAUAUACAGUGUGCAACUUGUGAUACUGCCUCAGCCUCAAUCUGCACUUUAUGUAUAGAUACAACUCAUAUGCUUGGAAUUCCUGACUGUGACUGCCCAACUCAUUCUUCACUUGAUAAUGAUACAGAAGUAUGUGCUGCUGAUGAUACUUACUAUUUCAGCUCUAAUACAGCUACUUCCCCUUGUGUUGAACCUUGUUUAUGGUGCAACUCUGAAACUCAUUGUACAAAAUGCAGUGGAGUCUACAAUACAUUGGAUACUGAUGGCUCUUGUGAUAAUUGUUUAGAUGAUCAUACAGAGUUUAAUACAACCAUUAAUGACUGUGUCUGUGUCAGAGGAUAUUAUGAUGAUCCAGGAAACUGCACUAAGUGUAUGGAUAAUUGCGCUGAGUGUGUUGAUGGAUCUACAUGUGACCAAUGCGAUUCUAGCUUCUAUUAUAAUGAUACAAAUUCAUGCGAAGCCUGUGAUGCUCCUUGCAAAGAAUGUUCAGAAGAAGCUACCAAUUGCACAGAAUGUUUAGACGCAAGCCAUAUGACUCUCACUGAUGGAGUUUGUACUUGUAAUGACGAAAAUGCAAGCUUUGAUUUAGAUACAAGUGUUUGUACAUGCAAUGACUAUUAUUACUCUUUAAAUGCAGUAUGCACAGCCUGCCCAGGACUUUGUAAGAAAUGCUCGUCUAAUUGGUCCUGCAGCUCUUGUGUGGAUAAUGCAGCAGUUGAUAAUACUAACUUAUGCAGCUGUAGUAAUGGAUAUGGAAAAUCUGGAAAUACAUGUCAGGCUUGUAAGAUCAAUUGUUCCAUCUGCACUAAAUCAGUAGAUACUUGCAAUACUUGCAUAAAGCAUGCUUCAGCAAAUUCAGAUGGCACUUGCAGCUGUGUUAGUGGAUUUUACCAAAAAGAUACUAAAUGUGUAGCUACCUGCAACCAAGUAUGUACUACAUGCAGCGAAGAUGAUGGAGACUCUUGCACAGCUUGUGUAACUAAUGCAGAAUUAGUAAAGAGCAAGUGUUCUUGCACUGCAGAUUCAAGCUAUGACUCAAAUUCACAGUCGUGUGUUUGUAAUGGUGGAUAUACCUUAGUCAGCAAUAAAUGUAUAGCUUGCAAGAAUUAUUUCGUAUUAUCAGAUGUGACUGACGCCUAUUUCGAUGAAUAUUUCUCUACCAUUACAGUUACUUUCAGUGUAGGUGUUGAUACUACAGUUAGUGCAGCAUGCUCAAAUACCAUUGAUUGGCAAAGCAUUACUCCCCCUAAUAAGUGAGAAAAAAAAAUAAAAAAUCAAAAUCAGCUCUUAGAAAAAUUUUCUUUAUAAUUUUUAGUUGAAAAUAAUAUAUUUGAAUAUUGAAGUGUUUUUAGAUAUCAGACUAUAAUUUAAAGGAAUAAAAUAAAAAUAAUUAUUUUUUAUAACUAGAAACCUAUCUUAUUUUUUUUUGCACUCAAAAUAUAUAAGUUUUUGAAUUAAAUUAAAUUUUUAAAUCAAAAAAUUAUUUGCUUUGCAAAAUUUAAAAUAUUUGCUCUUGCCUCUAGAUAAAAAUUGCUUAUUUUUAAAAAAGGGGAGCUAGCAAACUAGGAACUGGAGCCAGUUGCUCAUGGGAUGGAUCCCAUAAGCUGAGAAUUCAACUAGGAAAAGGCUUUACUAUUAGAGUUGAAAAACUAUAUUUGUUGGGAACAAAUAUUGUUAAAACGGAAGGAACUUGCAGCUUAAAUUAUACUCCGCUAUAUAUUACUGUAAGGCAAACAGCCGAUCCUACUCCUAAUGCUGUCAUUUCCGGACCAGCAAGCUAUUCUUUAGAUUGUGGAAACACAGCUCUUCAGUACUCAGGUUCAAAGUCAACAGGAAACUUGAAUAACCCUACGGCAUACACUUGGUCAGCCACCAGUACUCCACAGAACUCAGAUCUGACUAAUUAUAUUGCUAAGCAAACUACAGCAUCUUUAGCAAUCACAAAACUUCUAUUUACAAGCAACGUUGACUCUACACUAGUGAUUACUCUUAAAGUAACAAACGCCUUUGGCGGCACAAACUCUGCAUCAAUGACUACAGCAAUUAAGGCAGCUCCUUCACUUCAAGUUGUAUUUGAUUUAGGAUCAACUGAUACAAUUAAAGCUUCAGACUCAAGAACUUACAAGGCUUCAGUUGCUACAUUCUGUGGAGAUGUCUCUUCAGUGACUUAUAAAUGGAGCUAUGUUGCCUUAGCAGGGGCUCCUACAAUUGAUUCCUCAGCAAUCCUUUCUGCAUCCAAGCAGCAGAACAAGCUUGUUAUCAACAAAAAUAUGCUUCCAAGUGGAUACUCAUACCAAUUCAAUGCAACUGCAACUAGCCAAAGUUCGACAGAGCCAUCUGUAUCUGGAUAUUCUUUGCUUACCAUCACAGUGACUUCUUCUCCUCUCAAAAUAAAACUUUCCAAAUCCAGUUGCACCGUUGCAUCCAAAAAUGCCUUCUCUAUUAAUGGAGAUGGUUCUUUAGACCCAGAUAGCUCUUCUACUCUUUUAAGUUACCAAUGGAGCUGUUUAUAUGUAGUAAAUGCAUCUUCUUGUCUUGGAACUGAUGAUAAAGACCUUGUCUCUUCUGCUACCACCUCAAGCCUCUCAAUUCCUUCAGGAAAAAUGAUACCAGGAGCAAGCUACGAUAUAACCCUAUUAAUAAGUUCAGGAAGUAGAAAUGCAUCGGCCACAGUCACUGUGCAAGUCUCAGCUGCAACAGUUGCCUCCUCUUCUUCAAUAGAAGUUCCUUAUUCUUCAGCCAAAAUCUCAGCAGGAUCUUCUUAUACCUUAUCUCCUACAACUACUAUAUCAUCUGGCUCUAAAAUUAAAUGGAUUUGUGAUAGUUCCGCAAUAAAGAUUUCUCCUGAUAACUUGCCAACAAUUUCUAUCCCACCAAAUACAUUUACCCAAGGUAGUUCUUAUAAAUUCAGCUUUACCAUCACUGAGAUUUCCGGAAACUCUUUAUCAUCAUCAAUUAUAGUAAAUGUAAAUAGCGGGGCUACCUGCGAUGGAUCUGUAGACAUACAGCCAACAAGCGGAACUGCUUUGCAAACAACGUUUGUAAUUUCAAUUGCUGGGUGUUAUGACCAAGAUGGACAAGAUUAUCCUUUAACUUAUUCUUAUGAUGAUGUCUGGAAUAGUGUGGAAUAUGUCCUUGGAGCCACUCAAGACAGCAGCUUAUCAACUGGCUUAUUCCCUAACAGUAAUACAAUUAAAAUCAAGGCAUGUGAUCAGCUUUUAAGCUGCUCAACUUAUCAAAGCAAAAUCACAGUCGAUUCUCUAAAGAGAAAACUAGAAGACACAGACUACGCUGCUAUGUAUGCCUCUGCAACUCUUGACCCUGACAAUAUUCCAAGCGAAAUCUCAUUGAUUGCUACCUCUGCAACAAUAGAUAAUAUACUGAGAUGCAUUAAUUUGACUAUUGUUGGUUAUAGUAAAUUUAUAUGAUAAUUUAGGGUAUUAGAGAAUACUCUUUUCUCACAGAUGUGGAGUGACUUACAAUCAUAUGCAGCAAGCCAAGAUUCAGUAUCAGUCUCACUAUUUAAGAGCUUCGCGGCUGCAGUUUUGGCUUUAUCAAGCCAAACUGAUUCAAUGACAGUCACUCUUUAUGAAAAUUUCAUGACUUGGCUCAAUAACUUACUCCCUCUCACUACUUUAUUGAACAAAAAAUCCCAUUUCCAAUUAAUAGGGGUUUAAUUUUUUUUAAAAUUCUUAUAAAAUUUUUAAAAUUGAGCACAAUAUUCUGGAAUUAACUUAAAAAAUUAAUGAAUCUGCAUAAAAAUAUUAUUUGAAUUUAUCUAUCAAUAAAAAUUAGUAUUUUAAUUUUCCUAUUAAAAAAAAAAUUGCUCCAUUUUAAGAAGGUAAAGCCCGAUUUCUUUGCCAUUUCGUUCAAUUUAAAGUAGGAGGAAUUAGUUGCAGCCAACUCAAUUGCUAUUAAUACUGACUCAAGCAGCAUUUUGCAAAUCAUCGUAUCGCUUUCUAACGGAUACUUAGAUUUCGGCAGCAAAAAUGCUGACUCAAAAAUGCCAUUUGAGACUUAUUUGCUGGCAGCAGAUAAUUUCUUAACUACUUUUAUGACUUAUAUUACAGUUGAUGACCUUCCAGGCCAGAGCUCACUUCCAGCUUCAGAUUCAACUUCCUUUAUCCAAUUUGGAAAAGUCAGAAAUUUCCCUGACUCAAUCAGUAAAACUUCUCAGACCUUUGGGUUUAUUGAUGUAGCUUUCCCUAAUAAAAUCCCAAUUGAUGAGACUGAAGUCACAAACUUCAAAGCUAAUACUUAUAAUAUUACUGACGGCUAUGCACCUUGGUUCUCUGUAAGCUAUACAACUAGCGGUAGAUAUCAAGAUUAUCAAUAUACUGCUACAGAUGAGCAAUAUCAAUCCUUCAAUGAUGACAGAUAUCCAGUCACAGUAACUAUUCCUUAUUAUAAAAAUGCGACUAGGGGCCUUUCUUGUGUGUAUUAUGACACUACAACUUCAACUUGGGACGUAAAUGGCUGUAUCAUUACUAGCCAAGGAGUUGGCACAAUUACAGUUUCUGUUACCCAUUUCUCCUUAUUUAAACUCUCAGAAACAGAAUUCGUCCCUUACAUUCCCCCUACUUAUACUCCUGAAUGCGGGGAUAAUUUAACCCCAACUAUCAUAAUGAUAGUCUCAUUUUUCAUUGGAUUCCUCCUUAUGAUAAUAGCUGUCUUUGUGGAUAAAUCCCACUAUAAAGUCUCAGUAAAAGGAGAUAAAAAAGUGACUCCAGUACCUGAAUGUGCAAAUAACCCUGGAGAGCGGCCUAUGAAGGUUGAUGAAAUGGAAAAAGAAGACGUAGAGCCGUUGAAGGUCGAAGCCCUUUCAGAGCAGUCUGAGGCAUUUACGAAGGUGAAAAUGAAUAUAGUGCAGACCGAUGAAGUGAAAAGUGGCCCUGAAAAAACUCAACUUGAAGAAAAUGGAGGAAGAGAGGUAAAUAAUUUAGACCCUUCAGGACAUACUAAAAAAGGCUCAGAAGUCGAAUUUUAUCCAAAAGAACUAUAUAUUGAUUAUAGAGCUAAAGGGAAUUUCCAUAUGCUUUUGGAAGGCCACUUGACAUUUGGGCUGGUUUAUUAUAGAAAAAAGUUGCCAAGAUGGAGAAGAGCAUUCAUUUUGCUCACCGUUAUUAAGCUAAAAAGGGCUAAAUAUGCCAUAUAUUAAGCAAAACAAAUUAUUAAUUUCAGAAAAAAUAUAAUAUAUUUCCUUAGAUUAAUAUUCAAUUUAAUAGAGAAUAUUUUCGAGUUAUUAGUAGAGGGCUGCUUGUUCUCAGGAUUUGAAGACACUGAUAAAGGCAGAGAAAUGUCAACUCAAUCAAUAUUUGACAAUUAUGAAGGAAACUAUUUUGGAUAUACAGUCCUCGCAGUCCUUAUAGGAGUACACUUAGAAUGUGCAAUGAUAGCUUUCAUGGAGACAGGAAGAAUAUUAAUGAAUAUUUUUGCUUUAUUAUUAGGCAUUGCAGUUCUUAUUGGGUCGGUCAUUGGAAUUGUGAUACUUAAUGUUGACUUCUGUCACAAUUUGAGUGGCUACUGGGCUGAAAGCUUCUUAUGGGGAAUUCUUAUGGAGAUCUUUAUUGUUCAGAUUUUCUAUAUGCUUAUUCGUUACAUAGCUCUUCGGAUUAAGUCGAGGAGAACAGGAACAAGAAAUGGAAAGAUACUCUUAAAGUAA
Molecule: messenger RNA, 8458 nt
Organism: Blepharisma stoltei
Lineage: Eukaryota; Ciliophora; Heterotrichea; Heterotrichida; Blepharismidae
Source: the annotation of a GenBank genome assembly